GGUCUCCCGGUGGCGGUGGCGGCGGCGGCGGUGGCUUUGUCUCGUGGGCCGGUCCCCGGCGGCUCCCUCCCCCGAGCAGCUGCCGCCCGAGGGAGAGGAAGGAAGCCUCCCGGCGCCGACACCCCGCGCGCUCGCCGUCGCCACGACCAUGUAAGGGCCAUGAGAAGGGCUGGUCCUGGCGCAGCGCGGACAUGGAGGAGGACCUGUUCCAGCUCAGGCAGCUGCCGGUGGUGAAGUUCCGUCGCACAGGCGAGAGCGCGAGGUCAGAGGACGACGCGGCCUCGGGAGAGCAUGAGGUCCAGAUUGAAGGGGUCCGGGGGGGCCUAGAGGCGGUCGAGCUGGACGAUGGGGCGGCCGUGCCCAAGGAGUUCGCCAAUCCCACCGACGAUACUUUCAUGGUGGAAGAUGCGGUGGAAGCCAUUGGGUUUGGGAAGUUUCAGUGGAAGCUGUCCGUCCUCACUGGCCUGGCGUGGAUGGCCGACGCCAUGGAGAUGAUGAUCCUGAGCAUCCUGGCGCCCCAGCUGCACUGCGAGUGGCGGCUCCCCAGCUGGCAGGUGGCGUUGCUGACCUCGGUGGUCUUUGUAGGCAUGAUGUCCAGCUCCACGCUCUGGGGAAACAUCUCAGACCAGUACGGCAGGAAAACAGGGCUGAAGAUCAGCGUGCUCUGGACCCUCUACUACGGCAUCCUCAGUGCUUUUGCACCUGUGUAUAGCUGGAUCCUGGUGCUCCGAGGCCUGGUGGGCUUUGGGAUCGGAGGGGUCCCCCAGUCGGUGACACUGUAUGCCGAGUUCCUUCCCAUGAAAGCCAGGGCCAAGUGUAUUUUGCUGAUUGAGGUCUUCUGGGCCCUUGGGACGGUGUUCGAGGUCAUCCUGGCGGUGUUCGUGAUGCCCAGUCUGGGCUGGCGUUGGCUGCUCAUCCUGUCGGCUGUCCCGCUCCUCCUCUUUGCCGUUCUGUGCUUCUGGCUGCCAGAGAGCGCGCGGUAUGACGUGCUAUCCGGAAACCAGGAAAAGGCCAUUGCCACCUUAAAGAGGAUAGCGACCGAGAACGGAGCACCCAUGCCACUGGGGAAGCUCAUCAUCUCCAGGCAGGAAGACCGAGGCAGGAUGAAAGAUCUUUUCACACCCCAUUUUAGAUGGACAACCUUGUUGCUGUGGUUUAUAUGGUUUUCCAAUGCCUUCUCUUACUACGGCUUAGUUCUUCUCACCACAGAACUUUUCCAGGCCGGAGACGUCUGCAGCAUCUCCAGCCGCAAGAAGGCUGUAGAAGCCAAGUGCAGUCUGGCCUGUGAGUACCUGAGUGAGGAGGACUACAUGGACCUGCUGUGGACCACCCUGUCUGAGUUCCCAGGCGUCCUGGUGACUCUGUGGAUCAUCGACCGCCUGGGCCGCAAGAAGACCAUGGCCCUGUGCUUCGCCAUCUUCUCCUUCUGUAGCCUCCUGCUGUCCAUCUGUGUCGGGAGAAACGUGCUCACCCUGUUACUCUUCAUUGCAAGAGCAUUCAUUUCCGGAGGCUUCCAAGCAGCCUAUGUUUACACACCUGAGGUCUACCCCACGGCGACGCGGGCGCUGGGCCUGGGCACCUGCAGCGGCAUGGCCAGGGUGGGCGCGCUCAUCACGCCCUUCAUCGCUCAGGUGAUGCUGGAGUCCUCCGUGUACCUGACGCUGGCAGUGUACAGUGGCUGCUGCCUCCUGGCCGCCGUGGCUUCCUGUUUUCUGCCCAUCGAGACCAAAGGCCGAGGACUCCAGGAGUCUAGCCACCGGGAGUGGGGCCAGGAGAUGGUUGGCAGAGGGACACACGGUGCAGGUGUGGCCAGGUCGAACUCUGGCUCUCAGGAAUAGUGACCGCUGGGGAAGCUGAGCUGGUGUCUUGGAGGCCGCAGAGCCGGGAGAGCUGGCGGGGCCCAGCCGGGCAGCUCGUGGUCACUGCCGACGUCGGGAACUCACCCGAGAAGACGGGCUGGACUAACAGGGUUUUGUGUCUUGACUCCGUUUGCCGUGUUCACUGAGGCCGCCCGGGAUGGGGAGGCUCUGCUCUAGGGGUUCUCUGUGUAGGGGAAGGCUUACUAACGACCUGUGGGUCUGCAUGGGAAAACUGCCACUUGUAGGUGAGUCUGGGGGUCCUGGCAGCCAAGCAAAUGCCACCCAGAGUCACCCUGUCACACCUUCAGUGAACCACCACCAAAAGAUCUCUGUAAAUACUGUCCAGGCCCAGACCCCUGUGACACUUGCCAUCCACCAACUGGACCUGUUGAGUAGGUAUCUCCUACACCCCCCGGCCCCAGGCUUUCUUCUUUGAGAUGACAGGUGACCUAGGUGUGUGGCCUGAGCGGCUUGUUCUUAGACUGGGGAAAUGCUCUCUUGCCCGUCAGCAGGGGUCCCCCUGACUCCCUGGGGUCUGCCCAGUGGAGACUGGCUGGUGCACCUGCAUUGGAACCUGAGCCCGGUGUCCCCACGUGGCUACCUCUGGAAUUGUGUCUCUGGCUCCAGGGCAUCCGGACGUGUCCCUGGGAAGAGCAAGGUUUGCACACGAUGGCAAACUCAGAAAGCUGUGAUCCCACUCCCAGCCCAGAAAUUGGGGGCUGAGGCGCAAAGGAGGAGAAAUUCAAGCUCGCAGCCCAAACAGGAGUCACCCCUGUAGCAGCAGCAAAGGCCACACUCAGGCGUUCUGUCCAGGUCUCCUCCUGGGCCAGCCUGAGUGGUGCCUCCUGGGGAGAGGAAGUGGCUCACUCAGGUUUCAAGGUUGGAUUUUGCACCUAGGUAGAGGGCUGAGUGGGCAGAGGAACCAAAAGGACGUGCCUGGGUCGGGGUCAGGGGAGCAGGAAUCCCUGACGCGCACAUGCUCCUUCCUUCCUGUUUGUGGGCACCCCCUGUUGAGGGCUGUGCUGGUCCAGACCACACAGUGAGCUCCUGGGCUCCCACCUGUGGCACCGCCCGUGGGGAUCCUGGAGGGGGAAGAGCAGGAAGGCCCGGAUGUGGGAAGAGUGAGCAUUUUCAGAGGAGGAGGAAGGAGGCCAUUGGGGGCUUGGUGUUGGCCUUCAGAGGAAGCCGGCUGCAUCCCUCCCAGGAUUGGUCGACAGGAGCCUUUUCCCCACGGAGAAGGCGGAGGACCUACGGAGGGAGGAAGGAGGCUGCCAGAGAGGACCCACCCGUUGCUCGAUGUCAAGGGAGCCCAAUGUGUGCGUUCAUCUCCUAUUAAAACAUGUCGGUGACGGACA
Marmota monax (woodchuck) is the source of this 3214-nucleotide messenger RNA. It is a transcript of the gene Svop, whose product is annotated as SV2 related protein. The record is from RefSeq and is a predicted model, not a curated record. The transcript is spliced from 16 exons. NCBI's taxonomy places the organism in Eukaryota, Metazoa, Chordata, Mammalia, Rodentia, Sciuridae. Gene Ontology annotation, biological process: transmembrane transport. Gene Ontology annotation, molecular function: transmembrane transporter activity. The coding region runs from base 192 to 1838 and encodes 548 amino acids. Gene Ontology annotation, cellular component: membrane.